AUGAAGGCCCUCCUUCAAGAGACGAAAAACGGACCUCUCGUCCUCAAGGAAGUCCCAACCCCCCAUCCCGGACCUGGUUCCGUUGUCGUCAAGAUCCUCGCCAACCUCCUUCAACACCAGACUCCCGGCAUCCUGGCCGGAGAAGCUGGUUUUACGUACCCCGUGCCCAUGAUCCCCGGCGGCCGAGCCGUAGGUCGAAUCGUCGGCACAGGGCCGGACACAACCUCCUUGGAUGUUGGUCAACUUGUCUUGCUCGAACCAUUUAUCCGCGCUCGCGAUGAUCCAGAUACGUGGAUUUUCUGGGGCGCAAUGGAAGGAAUGAGUGAAGGUUCAAAGAAGCUUUUUGCUGAGAACUGGCGAUAUGCCACGUUUGCAGAGUAUGCGAAGGCGCCUUUGGAAGUGGCAUGGGCGCUGAAUGAGAAUCGACUUUGUAAAGAGCUGGGAUAUACUAUUCCUGAACUGGUGCAGUUAUGUAUAGAUGUUGUCGCGUAUAGUGGACUCAAGGGGAUCGGGCUCAAGGCUGGGGAAAGGAUUAUCGUUACGCCUGCUACGGGGAUCUUCUCAGGUGCAGCUGUUGGAGUGGCAGUUGCGAUGGGUGCUACUGUUCUAGCGACAGGUCGGAAUGAGCGUGCGCUUGAACGGCUUGUAUCUGCGCAUCCUCGGCUCGUUUCCAGCGUUCCUCGGACGAAUGAUGUCGACAUCGAUGUCAAGAGUCUACAGCAGUAUGGCCCCGUCGAUGCGUUCCUUGAGAUGACGCCCAUGGGGGCUGAGGGGAGCACGCAUGUUCGUGCAGCUUUCGGUGCACUUAAGCAGUACGGACGAGCAUGUAUCAUGGGCUUUGGUGGCGGCGCCAUGAAGCAUGUUGAGAUUCCGAUGAUGGAACUGACGUUCAAGAGCAUUACAGUUCAUGGUCAUGCCAUGUACUGGGGACAGGAUGUAAAGGAAAUGGUCAAGAUGGCUGAAGCAGGAGUGCUGAAGCUUGGAAAACAGAGAGGUCACGAUGUAGUGACUGAGUUCAAAUUCGAAGAUUUCGAAAAGGGAUUCGACUGGGUUGGCGCAAACCACGAGCUCGGCCAAAUGGCGGUAUUAGUCCCGUAG
This is a messenger RNA of Alternaria atra, 1098 nucleotides long. RefSeq lists its product as uncharacterized. Lineage: Eukaryota; Fungi; Ascomycota; Dothideomycetes; Pleosporales; Pleosporaceae. Gene Ontology annotation, cellular component: mitochondrion. The transcript has a single exon. The coding region runs from base 1 to 1098 and encodes 365 amino acids. The record is from RefSeq and is a predicted model, not a curated record. Gene Ontology annotation, molecular function: oxidoreductase activity.